This is a messenger RNA of Neurospora tetrasperma FGSC 2508, 690 nucleotides long. RefSeq lists its product as uncharacterized. NCBI's taxonomy places the organism in Eukaryota, Fungi, Ascomycota, Sordariomycetes, Sordariales, Sordariaceae. The coding region runs from base 1 to 690 and encodes 229 amino acids. The transcript has 2 exons. The record is from RefSeq and is a predicted model, not a curated record.
AUGUAUGAUCCAUCGGACGAUGACGACCGUCCCGAAAUUCCCAGGCUCCAAGGAGAAGAGAAUUUUGAGAUGUGGGAAUGUCUUGCCAUAAAUACCCUCAGGAUGCUUGGCCUUGAGGGGUUUAUAAGGGGUACAGAGACACCUCCCCUUGGUAACACGCCCGAAGCUAUAAACGCGCUCAGGGGCUUCAAGAACAGAAGAUGGAACGCCUGGAACCUCCUCAAUCAGAGUGUCGUGGUUGCGAGACUCCAGGGGCUUAUUUACAUCGACGGGUACGGCCCAUACGAUCAGCUGGAUGACUGCGAUCCAAAAUUCCUAUGGGAUGGGCUUACCUCCAUCCACUAUCGCCAAUUCGAUGACAUCGUUGCGUUUCUGGAUAGAGCUCAAUGGCUUCGACGGCGUCUUGAGCGUGCCGGUAUGCCAAUAGCGGAUGAGAUGAUGAAAACGUGUCUGUACGGAGGUGUGUUUCCGUCCUACCACAGCAAUACUUUGGAAACUCGAAUAAUCGAGCGGUACAACGAUUUAAACUCCCAAGAAAUGAUGUCGGGUAUGAGAAAGUUCAGCGACGCCAUCCAAAGAGAAUUGAACUCUUAUCAACAGGAGCAACAAGAAAUCAAUAGGCGGCGCAAUUUCAAUGGACAUCCCUCCGGGCAUGGCGGCGGUUCAAGACAAGGCGGUCGUCGCUAUUGA